Peromyscus eremicus (cactus mouse) is the source of this 1344-nucleotide messenger RNA. RefSeq names its product synapse associated protein 1 (gene Syap1). The transcript has 9 exons. Bases 184 to 1257 code for a protein of 357 amino acids. The record is from RefSeq and is a predicted model, not a curated record. NCBI's taxonomy places the organism in Eukaryota, Metazoa, Chordata, Mammalia, Rodentia, Cricetidae. Gene Ontology annotation, cellular component: synapse; cytoplasm.
AGGCGCCAUAAUAGAGGGUAGGGUCAGGGCAGGGCGGACUGGCACCGGCAGUGUCGCCCAGGCUUCCGGCCGGUCGGUCGCCCUCGAAGACCCGCGGUGUCAGGUUGCAAGGCAGUUAGCGCUUUUGGGUGAGGAGACCGUGGCGGCGGCGGCGGCGGCGGCGGCGGCGACCCCUCGGGCGGGAUGUUCCGAGGAUUGAGCAGUUGGUUGGGCCUGAAGCAGCCCGAGGGGGCGGCGGCGGUAGGAGAGCCGCCCAGCGGGGACGAGCUGUCUUCGGGAGACGCGCCCCCUGAGGAGCACCCCGAGCAGCCCACCCAGGAAGAGCAGCAGCCGGCAGAGGACCCAGAGCUCCUCCACCAGGCCAGGGGCCUUGGAAAUUAUUUGUUUAACUUUGCGAGUGCUGCCACAAAGAAGAUAACAGAAUCUGUUACUGAAACAGCUCAGACAAUAAAGAAAUCUGUGGAAGAAGGAAAAAUAGAUGACAUCAUUGAUAAGACCAUUAUAGGGGAUUUUCAAAAAGAACAGAAAAAAUUUGUUGAAGAACAACACACAAAGAAGUCAGAAGCCGCUGUGCCGCCAUGGGUUGAUAGUCACGAUGAAGAAACAAUUCAACAGCAGAUUUUGGCUUUAUCAGCUGACAAGAGGAAUUUCCUUCGUGACCCACCAGCUGGUGUGCAGUUUAACUUUGAUUUUGAUCAGAUGUACCCUGUCGCCCUGGUCAUGCUCCAAGAAGAUGAGCUACUAAGCAAGAUGAGAUUUGCCCUUGUUCCUAAACUUGUAAAGGAAGAAGUAUUCUGGAGGAACUACUUUUACCGCAUCUCCCUGAUUAAGCAGUCGGCCCAACUCACAGCACUGGCCGCCCAGCAGCAAGCCUCUGGGAAGGAAGAGAAAAGCAGCAGAGAAGAUGAUUUGCCACUGACAGAGGCAGUACGGCCCAAAACACCACCUGUCGUAAUCAAAUCUCAGCUUAAAACUCAAGAGGAUGAGGAGGAAAUCUCUACCAGCCCGGGGGUUUCUGAGUUUGUCAGUGACGCCUUCGAUGCCUGCAACUUAAAUCAGGAGGAUUUAAGAAAAGAAAUGGAGCAACUUGUACUUGAUAAAAAGCAAGUGGAAACAAUUGCACUAGAAGAAGAUUCUGCCGAUUGGGAAAAGGAACUACAACAGGAGCUUCAGGAGUAUGAAGUGGUAGCAGAGUCUGAGAAGCGAGAUGAAAACUGGGAUAAAGAAAUUGAAAAGAUGCUGCAGGAGGAAAAUUAGUCCCAAACCAAUUCUUAACAUUGUGCUGACAUUACAUUUUGACGCUCGCUGAAUCAGAAGGCACAAAAAAAUAAAUAAUUAACUUUA